Molecule: messenger RNA, 5077 nt
Organism: Equus quagga
Lineage: Eukaryota; Metazoa; Chordata; Mammalia; Perissodactyla; Equidae
Product: high mobility group protein B1-like
Exons: 1
Coding region: 4321-4959 (212 amino acids)
Biological process (GO): regulation of transcription by RNA polymerase II
Cellular component (GO): nucleus
Molecular function (GO): DNA binding, bending
Source: RefSeq, a predicted model, not a curated record
AGCUCAGGUGCCAAUCUUUAAAAAAACAGUAAGAAAAAAAUUGGUUUUCUAUAAAAAAACACCCCAACUCAACCAACCACCUCACAACUUUCAUGGAAAGACGUUCCAGAAUAAGUAAAAACUUGAACCUGAAAAAAAGCAUUUGCAACUACAAAGAAGGUGGUGAGUUCUAGCCACAGCCACGUACAGAGAUGGUAAAAUCCUCCCCACAGAAAAACAAGGCUAAAGCUGAGCAAAAUUACAAAAUUCACAGCUUCAGAGCUGUGGAAAUCGACUAAAGCAGACAAGCCACCGAGAAAUGAUUAUUCUUUAAAAACUGCCCAGUUUGGGGACAGAACAUGGGGAGGGUCUGCAGCCUUCACACUGGGGGCUGCUCCCUGCCCAGCCCUGGACCAGCAAACAGGAGUGUCAACAGCUCAGGGCUGCAAACAGAGCAGCAGAGGGUGGAAGUGGUGCAGGGGCCUUGGAGCCAAAAGGGUGAGCCUUGUAAAAACUAACGGAGAAAAGUGACAGCACUGAUGGCUUGGGGCACUGGCCCAGGUGGAGCGGGCAUCGGGCCAGCCAAGUACUUAACAGGGAGACCCUGAAAAUGAAAUUUUUGUAAUUUAGGUCCAGAAAAUGUACUAAAAUAAACCAAAACACUCAGGAAAGCAGUUCAGAAUCCAGAGUUACUAUACAGAGAUGCUAUAUAUAGCAUCUGAAAUAUCCAGUUUCAGUAAAACUUUACAAUUAAUGCAAACAGGAAAGUGUGACCCAUAUUUAGGAAAAAAAGUAGUAGACAGAAUCUGACUGAGUGGGCCCAGAUGUUGAAUCUAGCAAAGACUUCAAAGCAGAUAAUGUAAGUAAGUUCAAAGAAUUAAAUGAAUAUAAUGACAAUGAUUCAAGAAAUAGAGAAUCUCAGAAGAGAAGUGAAAAUUAUAUAAAAGGAAUCAAAUGGAAAUUCCAGAGUUAAAAAGUCAAUGACUGAAAUGAAAACGUCCUAGGUGGGACGCUUCCGGCCUCCAGGCUGGCUUGUCAGAAGCUGGGAAGUCACCCUGUCCUGAUAACACGUGCAAAGCUGAACACACUGAAAAAUCAACCACCUUCUUAGAUCUGUAAGAGAAGUGAAGUCACAGGGCCAAGUGCUGUCCCAAAUUUGGAGACCAGCAGGCAAAUACAGAGUCACAGCGACCGGAGCACGAACCACCCCAGGACCCAGCGCCAGAAAGGAACCCCGAGCAUGGCUGACGGUCACUGGGGGCCAAUGGGCAAGUCUGAGAGGCGAAGCCCACUGGGGUGAGUUGCGGCCCACACUUCUGUGAGCGCUGCGGCAGGAGCUCCAGCGGGCGCUCAUGGUGCGUGCUGGAGAACGGCCCCUCAUGCUCUGGCAGAGGAGGGAAGGAACCGUUCCGGAACACGCCGUCCACACUGCUCUCCUUCACAAGGCCUAGCCUCAGGGGAGAGCAGCUAACCAGGGCCUAACCUGACGGGGUUUUAUUGGAGCCUAACUGAACUGGGGCUUAGGGGAACGCCCGGACCCAACGCACUCUAGCCGUCCCGCUCUGCCUGAGGGGUGUGUGUGUGCAUGAGUGAGAAGCACAUAGGACAUUCACGGUUGUGGGCAGGGGUUCACCACAGACUGAGGUCCGACCAGAGGACUGUGACCCCCAUCACUAACGGCCCAUUUACAGCAGCUCCUGUCACCCAGGAUGUCACGCUCAGCUAUCAAGAAAAAAUACAAGACAUAGUAAAAGGCCAAAACCACAGGAAACCAAAAAUGCAUAAUGGAGCCCAGAGGAGGGGGUGAAAGGAGCAGAAGAAUAUCUGCAGAAUUGAAGAAUAAUGGCUGAAAAGUUUUCAAAUUUGAUGAAAGAUAUGAAUCUACAAGUUGAAGAAGUUCAAUUAACUGGAAGGAGUACAAACAGAGAUCCACAAUGAGAGACACAGAGAGCCUGCAGAGUAGCAGAAGAGAAGUGACUCUCCGCGUACCAGGAGCCUCAGUAAGGAUGAGCGUCGACUUCCCACCAGGAACUAGGGAGGCCAGAGGGCAGUGGGACGGCACACUUAGAAUCCUGAAAGAAAAACACCGUCAGCCAAGAAUUCCCCAUCUGGCAAAACCGUCCUUCAACAGUGAAGGAGGAAUGGACCUUCCCGUGCCACCAAAGCCGAGGCUUUGACAAACCUUUAGCUAGGCUGACCAAGAAAAAAAAAGAGAACACUCAAAUAAGUAAAAUCAGGAAAGAAAGUGGGGACAUUACUACUGACCCUACAGAAAUAAACAGGAUGGUAAGAGAAUAGUAUGAACAAUUAUAUACCCUAGAUGAAAAGGACAAAUUCCUAAAAACACAAGCUACCAAAGCUAACUCAAGGAGAAACAGAAAAUCUGAAUAGACCUAUAACAAAUAAAGAAAUUGAGUCAUUAAUCAAAAAACUUCCAACAAUAACAAAUUUCAGGACCAGAUGGCUUCACGGGUGAAUUCUAUCAAAGACUUGAAGAAGAAUUAACACGAGUCCUUCUCAAACUCUUCCCCCAAAUGGAGAAUACUUCCUAACUCAUUCGAUGAGGCCAGUAUUACCGAGACCAAGGCAGACUACGAUUUCACAAGAAAAGGAAACAAUAGAUAAAGAGCCCUUUAUUGGGAUAGGAUAGAGGCAAACACCCUCAACAAAAAACUAGCAAACUGAACCCAGCAGCAUAUUAAAAGGACUUUACACCAAGACUAAGUAUGAUUAUUCCAGGAACACAAAGGUGGCUCAAUAUAUGAAAAAUCAUUCAAUGUAAUACAGCAUAUUAACAGAAUGAAGGAAAAAAACACAUGAUCAUGUCAACUGAUACACAGAAGGCAUCUGAAAAACAAUCCAACACUCCUUCAUGAUAAAAACACUCCACAAAUCAGCAACAGAAGAAACUGCCUCAACCUGAUGACGGGAGCCCACAGCCACCACACACUUGGCAGUGGGAGGCUGGCAGCUCUCCCUUCGAGGGCAGGCGCAAGACGAGGAUGUCCCCUCUUGCCACUUUUACUCAACACUGUACGGGAAGUUCUAGCAAGCCAACUAAGCAAGAAAAAGAAGUAAAAGCCAUCCAAAUUGGAAAGGAAGAAGAAUUAUCCCCAUUUGCCAACGACAUGAUUGUAUACAUAGAAAACCCUAAAUAAUCCACAAAAAAUUCUAUUAGAGUUAACAAAUGAAUUCUGCAAUGUUAUACAAAAAUCAGUUGCAUUUUAAUACAUUAGCAAUGCACAAUUUAAAAACGCAAUUAAUAAUUUCAUUUAUAAUAGCAUCAAAGUGAAUAAAAUACUCAGAAAUAAAUUUAACCAAGGCUUGUGAACCACAAAAUACCAUUGAAAGAAAUUAAAGAAGACCUAAAUCAAUGGAAAGACACUCUCUGCUCAUGGAUCACUGCUGGGAUGGCAAUACUCCCCACACUGGUCUACAGAUUCAAUGCAACCCCUAUCGAAAUCCCAAUUGUCUUUUAUGCCGAAAGGAACAAGCAGAUUUUAAAACUCAUAUGGAAUUCCGAAGGAUCCUGAAUACCCAAAAGAAUCUGAAAAGAGCAAAUGCUGGAGCACUACCACGUCCUGACUUCAAAACUUAAUAUAAAGCUACAGUAAUCAAAACGGUGUGGCACUGGCACAAGAACAGACACAUAGAUCAACAAAAUAGAAGACAGCGCUCAGAAAUAAACCCUCACAUAUAUAACCAAUAGAUUUUUGAUAAGGGUGCCAUGACCAUUCAAGGGGGAAGGGAUGUUCUUUUCAACACACGGUGCUGGGGCACUGGACGUCCACAUGCAAGAGAAUGAGGCUGGACCCUUACCUCACACUUUUAGAGCACGUGAUUUACAAGGAAAUAAAAUGAGAUUACUACUAAACUUUUCAAAAAUAUUUUAUGUCUGAAGAAAAUGGAGGAACAUAUUUAAAAUAUUCAAGGAAAGUAACGUGAGCAAAGAAUUUUAUAUCCAACAAAAUUGACCUUCAACUAUAAAAGACAAACAAAAACUUAUCAAGAUUCCAGAUCUCCGGGAACAGUACAGGCACACCUCGGAGAUGUUGCGGGCUCCAUUCCAGACCACCGCAAUAAAGCGGAUAUCGCAAAAAGCGAGUGACACGAAGUCUUUGCUUUCCUAGUGCAUAUAAAAGUUAUGUCUACACUAUACUGUAGUCUAUGAAGUGUGCAAUAGCAUUAUGUCUAAAAAUACAAUGUACAUUCCUUAAUUAAAAAAUACAUUGUUACGGACAGCCAUUGCAGUACAUUGAGCUCCAGAGACAGCACCGGGACAAGUGAGAGCCAGACGGGCACUGGGCGACUCUGUGCCUCGCUGAGGAAAAAUAAUUAAACAUGGGCAAAGGAGAUCCUAAGAAGCCAAGAGGCAAAAUGUCACCAUAUGCAUUCUUUGUGCAAACUUGCUGGGAGGAGCACAAGAAGAAGCACCCAGAUGCUUCAGUCAACUUCUCAGAGUUUUCUAAGAAGUGCUCAGAGAGGUGGAAGACCAUGUCUGCUAAAGAGGAGGGAAAAUUUGAAGACAUGGCAAAGGCGGACAAGGCCCGUUAUGAAAGAGAAAUGAAAACUUAUACCCCUCCUAAAGGGGAAACAAAAAAGAAGUUCAAGGAUCCCAAUGCACCUAAGAGGCCUCCUUCGGCCUUUUUCUUGUUUUGCUCUGAGUAUCGCCCAAAAAUCAAAGCAGAGCAUCCUGGCCUAUCCAUUGGUGAUGUUGCAAAGAAACUGGAAGAGACGUGGACUAACACUGCUGCAGAUGACAAGCAGCCUUAUGAAAAGAAGGCUGCUAAGCUGAAGGAGAAAUACGAAAAGGAUAUUGCUGCAUACCGAGCUAAAGGAAAACCUGAUGCAGCGAAAAAGGGAGUCGUCAAGGCUGAAAAAAGCAAGAAAAAGAAGGAAGAGGAGGAAGACGAGGAAGAUGAAGAGGAGGAGGAGGAGGAGGAAGAUGAUGAAGAUGAAGAAGAAGAUGAUGAUGAAUAAGCUGGUUCUAGCAUAGGUUUUUUUCCCUUGUCUAUAAAGCAUUUAACCCCCCUGUACACAACUCACUCCUUUUAAAGAAAAAAAUUGAAAUGUAAGGCUGUGUAGGAUUUGUUUUUAA